Chaetomium globosum CBS 148.51 is the source of this 486-nucleotide messenger RNA. RefSeq lists its product as uncharacterized. The coding region runs from base 1 to 486 and encodes 161 amino acids. Lineage: Eukaryota; Fungi; Ascomycota; Sordariomycetes; Sordariales; Chaetomiaceae. The record is from RefSeq and is a predicted model, not a curated record. The transcript is spliced from 2 exons.
AUGCAGAUGCUCGGCCGUGCAGGACGACCCCAGUUCGACGACAGUGCAACUGCCAUCAUCCUGACCCGGUCUGCAAACAAGGAACGCUACCAGAAAAUGGUCUCGGGCCAAGAAAUCCUCGAGAGCACGUUACACCUCAACCUGAUUGAGCAUCUUAACUCGGAGAUCUGCUUAGGCACCAUCCACAACCUGCCAUCCGCCAAAACGUGGCUCGGCGGAACUUUCCUGAGCGUCAGACUCAGGCGCAAUCCCAACUACUACCGGCUCACGGGGCGUGCGCGGUCUGGCGCGGCGGUGGAUGAGCUUGUAGUGGAAGCCUGUGACGGCGGCCGGAGGGUGGUUUUGCUGGACAGGGUCGUCACGGAGGACUUGGCGCGGGCAUGCCGGAGAUGCGGGCCCGGUGUCCGGCCCCCGGCCGGUGCUGGCACCCGAAGCAACCCGGCGAGCAGUGAGUACCCCGGUAGAGGUAGUAGGCCUUGCUGUUAG